UGCCCGCUCUGGGCCGGGGGCUCGCGGCGCUUCCCUCUGGCUGCGUCCCCGCCGCCGCCGCGGGCGGGAGGCGGCCGGGGGGGAGCGCUGCCUCGGAGGAUUUACCGCCGCCCGGGGCCGGGCCCCGCGCCGCCCCGCCGGGGCUCGCCGCCAUGGACGAGAAGUACCUGCCCGAGCUGAUGGCGGAGAAGGACUCGCUCGACCCGUCCUUCACCCACGCGCUGCGCCUCGUCAGCCAAGAAAUUGAAAAAUUCCAAAAAGGGGAAGGGAAGGAGGAAGAAAAGUAUAUUGAUGUAGUCAUCAAUAAAAAUAUGAAGUUGGGACAGAAAGUUUUGAUUCCAGUAAAACAGUUCCCUAAGUUCAACUUUGUGGGAAAACUUCUGGGUCCACGUGGCAAUUCUCUAAAGCGCUUACAGGAAGAGACACUGACCAAAAUGUCUAUUUUGGGAAAAGGUUCUAUGAGGGACAAAACAAAGGAAGAAGAGUUGAGAAAAAGUGGUGAGGCAAAAUACUUCCACCUAAAUGAUGACCUGCAUGUUUUAAUUGAAGUCUUUGCACCACCAGCAGAAGCAUAUGCCAGAAUGGGACAUGCAUUGGAAGAAAUCAAGAAGUUUCUCAUUCCUGACUACAAUGAUGAAAUCAGACAGGCACAGCUUCAAGAAUUAACAUAUUUGAAUGGAGGUUCUGAAAAUGCAGAGGUUCCAGUUGUUCGAGGAAAACCAUCUAUUCGAGCAAGAGGAGUACCAGUUCCUGCUUUGUCCAGCAGGCUGUGUCUGGGAAGCUCACUGCUCACCCCUGCCCCCACUACAAUGAAGUCAAAUAAGCAGCUGGUACCCUGUGCUGAGGAGGCAUUCUACAGAUUAGCCAAAACCAAGGGCCGUGGAGGAGUGCCUCCGCCACCCGCAGGAGUACCAAGAGGGGCACCAGCACCAAGAGGAGUGCCUCCCAGUAGAGGACCAGUGAGUCGCAGCCGUGGGCUUUUGGCACCCCGCACAAGAGGAGUACCUCCACCUGCAGGCUAUCGGCCCCUUCCACCACCGCCAGCACAGGAGACUUACGGGGAAUACGAGUAUGAUGAUGGUUACGGAACUGCUUACGAUGAACAGAGUUAUGAUUCCUAUGAUAACAGCUAUAGUGCUCAAGCACAAAGUGGAGCAGAUUACUAUGACUAUGGGCAUGGACUGAGUGAAGAAACAUAUGACUCUUAUGGGCAAGAAGAAUGGACCAACUCGAGACACAAGGCACCUUCAGCAAGGACAACAAAAGGAGUCUUCAGAGACCAGCCAUAUGCCAGAUACUGAUUGUACUGUCUGAUGUUGUGAAAUAUCCAAUCUCCACCAGUCCUGUAUACUGUUCAAAGUAAUUUUUUCUAUGAACAAUCCCUUUUUAUUAAAUCAAAGUACUUAAAAAUCUGAAUGGAUGGACUGAACUUAAAAUGUUGUUGAAAGAACAACCUGGACAGAAAGAUAUGUAAAACAAGGAAUUUUGUUAUUUUCAAACUGUAUUUGAAAAAUAGGCAAUCAAAAAAUAACCUUUGAUUAACUAGUGUUAAAAACUAGGUUUACUAAAUAUGUUAGUCCGUUCUUUUAACAUAAGC
Rhea pennata is the source of this 1597-nucleotide messenger RNA. RefSeq names its product KH RNA binding domain containing, signal transduction associated 3 (gene KHDRBS3). The record is from RefSeq and is a predicted model, not a curated record. Gene Ontology annotation, molecular function: mRNA binding. Gene Ontology annotation, biological process: regulation of alternative mRNA splicing, via spliceosome. Lineage: Eukaryota; Metazoa; Chordata; Aves; Rheiformes; Rheidae. The transcript has 10 exons. Gene Ontology annotation, cellular component: nucleus. The coding region runs from base 153 to 1301 and encodes 382 amino acids.